Molecule: messenger RNA, 2232 nt
Organism: Rotaria sp. Silwood2
Lineage: Eukaryota; Metazoa; Rotifera; Eurotatoria; Philodinida; Philodinidae
Source: the annotation of a GenBank genome assembly
AUGGACAAACAUAUCAAAGAUAAAUAUUCAAUUAACUCAGUAGCAGCAUCAACAUCGUCAUCAUCACUGAGUCGAGUUAAAGCUGUUACUCAUCAUGAAUAUUUUGAACCAUAUCCGACUGUCAAAGAUUGGCUUAAAAAAAAGUUUCAAAAUCCGAAACAACGACUUAAGAAUUAUUUUUUAUCCUAUCUGCCGUUUCUCAAAUGGAUCUAUCGAUACAAUUUGGUAUGGUUUUGGGGUGAUCUAAUAGCUGGUUUGACAGUCGGCGCUAUUGUUAUUCCACAAGGUAUGGCCUAUGCUGGAUUAGCUAAAUUAGCGCCACAAUUCGGUUUGUAUAGUUCAUUUGUUGGUGUAAUGAUUUAUUGGUUUUUUGCUACUAGUAAGGACAUUACUAUUGGUCCUGUGGCAGUCGUAUCACUCUUGACUGGUAGCGCAGUCGAUGCUGUACUUAAAGAUUAUCCACAUUAUGAACCACAUAUAAUUGCAUCGGCAUUAUCUCUUAUUUCUGGCUGUAUUGUUUUUGCUCUUGGAAUGUUUCGUCUCGGUUUUAUAGUCGAUUUUAUUCCUCUACCAGCUUUAGCAGCAUUUAUGACUGGUUCAGCAUUGAAUAUUGCCAUAGGACAAAUACCAGUAAUGAUGGGUAAUAAUAAAUAUUUGAAUACACGUGAAUCGACCUACUUGGUUUUUGGUAAUUUUUGGAAACAAAUUCAACAUUGUAAUUUAAAUGCUGCACUCGGUUUAACAUCACUCGUUUUACUUUAUUUAAUUCGUUUUAUAUGCAUUCGGGCUGCUCGACGUUUUCCAAAGCGAGAAAAAAUCUUUUUCUUUAUUUGUGCACUUCGUGUUGUAUUGGUGAUUCUUCCCUUUGUUUUGAUUUCAUGGUUGAUUAAUCGACAUGAUCCUGAUCAUCCGCGUACAUCUAUACUCGGUAAAAUUCCAUGCGGCUUUCAAAAUAUGGGCGUACCGUAUAUCGAUCGAACAAUGUUGGGUGCCAUUGUACCUUAUCUACCUUCGACAGUUAUUGUUCUUCUCAUCGAACAUAUUGCUAUCGCUAAAUCAUUCGGCCGAAUUAAUAAUUAUAUUAUCAAUGCUAAUCAAGAAUUGGUUGCUAUCGGUGUAACAAAUAUUGUUGGGCCCUUUUUUGGUGCUUAUCCCGCAACAGGUUCAUUUUCACGAACAGCUAUUAAGUCUAAAGCUGGUGUACGAACACCAUUGGCUGGUGUGAUUAGUGGUAUGGGGAUUGCUCUAGGUAUUUAUGUUUUAACAGGAAUGUUCUUUUGGAUUUCCCAAGCUAAUCUAGCUGCUGUUAUCAUUCAUGCUGUUGGCGAUCUGAUUGUUGGACCGACAACUUUGAAACGUUUCUGGCAAGUUAAUCCCGUUGAGUUUUUUAUAUUUUUGAUUGGGGUUAUGAUAACAAUAUUUUCUACGAUUGAAAUCGGUAUCUAUAUUUCAAUAAUUUCUUCCGGUGCUCUUCUAUUAUUUCGUAUUGCAAAAGCUCGUGGUGAUUUUAUUGGUCGAGUAGAAGUUCAACAAGUCAAAUUAACAUCUGAUAGUUAUACUAAUGUAACAAUUCGAAAUAUUUAUGUACCAUUCGAUCAUUCUGAUGGUUCGAAUCCGACCAUUAUUCCAAUAUCACCUCUUAAUGGUAUAUUUAUCUAUCGAUUAAAUGAAAGUUUUUUGUAUCCAAAUGCAAAUUAUUUUAUGAAACGUUUAGUUGAACAAAUUUUUCGUGAAACUAAACCAGGUAAAGUUAAUCGGUAUACUUCGCUUGGGGAACAACCGUGGAAUCUACAGACAAGUCGUCAUCCAGAAAAAGAUCUACAGAAUGAUGAUCAACGUCCAUACUUACAUGCUGUAAUUUUAGAUUUUACUGGUGUUGCUCAUUUAGAUAUAACUGCUCUGCAAAGUCUCAUUGAUGUUCGUCAACAAUUAGAUCAUUAUGCAGAUAAAAAAAUUAAUUGGCAUUUUGUUGGCUUGUCAAAUCCUUGGAUGAAGCGUGCACUUAUUUCGGCUGGAUUUGGAUCAUCUGAUCAAGGUCAUACAGUUUUUUCUGUAGCAAACGUAGAAGUUAGUCUUGAUCGUGGUGAAAACGAUACAGAUGUUAUGCUUGUUCCUAUUCUUGAUAUCAAUCGACCACUUUUUCAUGCAAAUCUCGAUGAAGCAUAUGAAGCAGCUAUGGCAAAUUUAGUUCAACAAGCCGUAUUUGUUGUUUCCCACGAUGAAACAAUAUAA